CUGCUGUUGUCUGCUGUCUGACUGACUUCUCUCCUUGCUGCUCCUGAUGUCCUGAAAAACAAAAUUCAGAAACCGACAGAAAAACGAGAGGAUACUGAGUUGUCUUUCAGCAUCUGAUCUUCACCAGAUCUAUUAGAGAAUCUGAGGGAUUCGACUGAAUCAAGAUGUUGCUGAUCAUUGAAGCUCUUCUUCUCAUUGUAGCUGCUCUAGGACAGGAUCACAGAGCAGCUGCUGCAAGAAAGAUUUAUCCGCUGGAUAUUGCACAGAAUUCAGUUGAUGAUCAAUAUGGUGGCUGUAAAGUGAAAAUGGCACAUCUGGUGAAGACAAAAUAUCUUGAGAAGGAAAUCAAUAACUCAACUGAUUUUAGAAAUGCUUGGCAAGAAGGUGAAGCUAAUGCCACAGCUCCAGAAGAUAACUUGACAAGGAAUCAUUCAAUUGCCAUUUACGUGUACACCAACCUUAAUUCUAACAUCUACCGCAAUUUUAAUAUGGCUGUUCGUAAUGGUAAGCAAAACUACACAAACCAGGCAUUUAAAUGGUAUUCACUUCACUUUUUGUUAAGCGAUGCAAUACAGAUACUGACUGAAACACAGAAGAAAUGCAAGUCAACAUAUCGUGGUACUACAGUUGAAUUUUAUCAAAAUGUUACAGGCAAAAAGGUUCGAUUCGGCUCAUUUACAUCAUCAUCUCUUGAACGUAAAAUAGCACAAGAUUUUGGAAAUAAAUCUUGUUUUGAAAUCAAAACUUGUGAAGGUGCUGAUGUGAUAAAAUACUCUAAGUAUCCUGAACAGAAAGAGGUGUUGAUUCCUCCAUACGAGGAGUUUAAAGUCACUGCUGUCAAGAUGAGAAAAUAUCAUACAAAUCUCUGGUGUGACAUUGUGUACAGGUUGGAAAGCUUUGGGAAAAGAAGUGACCUGAACUGUGCAGUGGCUUUCAAGAAACCAUCCAAGUUCCUUAAAAAUACAUCAACAUUUAACACUUCUGCAUUUUGCAGAUGCUUUUAUCGAAAGCUAAUGGCCAGUCAAGUCCAUACAAAAAGUAAGUUUAUAGGCCGACCAUGUGGUUGUCUAGGACAGAAUCAGAUGCUCGUACAUGCUCGUCUCAAUCCCACUGAUGGAGAAACUCACACCGGCCAUCAUAGUGUUCAGAAACAACGCUGCUGCUGUAGAUUUUGAGCUACAGUAAGACUUCAGGAUGUAUGUUGCGUGUUUUAAAUUGACCUCCUCGCAUGAUUUCCAUAAUACAUGCUUGUUUCUGUACUCGUUCACCAUAUAGUUAUUUACUUAUUGCUUUUUUAUUUACUAUUACUUUUCUAUUACUAUUAUGUUGUGUCCAGUAUUGUAUCCACAAGUAAGAUAUAGAUAUACAAAAUGUCUUCAUUGUUAGCUUUUAACAUCACAUGAUAUUGUUGUGAAGUAUUUCCAUUGCCUCCGCAUUGCUAUAAUAUUUGUUGAAUUUGUGCUUUUCAGAUGAAGAUUUUUCAAUAAGCUGCUAAUAAAAUGCUAAUGUUUGCUUUUAA
Carassius gibelio (silver crucian carp) is the source of this 1519-nucleotide messenger RNA. Its product is annotated as erythroblast NAD(P)(+)--arginine ADP-ribosyltransferase. Gene Ontology annotation, molecular function: NAD+-protein-arginine ADP-ribosyltransferase activity; NAD+ poly-ADP-ribosyltransferase activity. The record is from RefSeq and is a predicted model, not a curated record. Lineage: Eukaryota; Metazoa; Chordata; Actinopteri; Cypriniformes; Cyprinidae. Bases 165 to 1175 code for a protein of 336 amino acids. The transcript has 3 exons.